Molecule: messenger RNA, 960 nt
Organism: Eurytemora carolleeae
Lineage: Eukaryota; Metazoa; Arthropoda; Copepoda; Calanoida; Temoridae
Product: NAD kinase
Exons: 3
Coding region: 161-514 (117 amino acids)
Biological process (GO): NADP+ biosynthetic process; NAD+ metabolic process
Molecular function (GO): NAD+ kinase activity
Source: RefSeq, a predicted model, not a curated record
GUGUUGAACGAGGUUGUUAUAGACCGAGGACCAUCUCCUUAUCUCUCCAAUAUAGAUCUCUACCUUGACGGCAAGCUCAUCACAUCGGUUCAGGGUGAUGGUUUGAUUGUCUCUACCCCCUACUGGAAGUACAGCCUAUGCUGUUGCUGCUGGAGCAAGUAUGAUACAUCCCGCUGUCCCAGCAGUCAUGGUUACUCCUAUCUGUCCUCACUCUCUCUCGUUCCGUCCUAUCGUGGUUCCUGCCGGGGUAGAGCUCAAGAUCUCCGUCAGCCCCGACAGCAGGAACACGGCGUGGGUCUCCUUCGACGGGAGGAAGCGACAGGAACUGUGUCAUGGUGACAGCUUGAGGGUUAACACCAGUAUCCAUCCGAUUCCAUCGAUCUGCUCACAGGAUCAGAUCAGUGACUGGUUCGAUUCCCUGGCCGAGUGUGUGCACUGGAACGUGAGGAAGAAGCAGAAGCAUCUCGAUGAGUUGACCGAUCUGAGCGGUGGCCAGGCCGAGGAGGGUCGGUAGAAGUACAUGAAGAAGGUCAUAAUGUUCUACGUUCAAACUUUAUGCAACAAUAAAAUCAAGUGCCAAUAAUUUUACGAGAAGAUUUGCAUUCCGUCUUUCAAGCAGCUUGCGCAUACAUUUUUUCCCUAAAUUGUGAUAUAGGGUGGCUAGAAAAUGUAUCAUAAAACGCACUAAUAGAAUAUCACAUUUUCUUGACCACCUGUUUAUAUAUCGACCGGUGUACUUUAUGUACCCUGAACAAUAAACAUAUUUGAAUAUUUAUAUAUGUAAACCCGUAUGACUGUAAAGCUCAAAAUGGUCCUGAGCUGUUUACACUGUAGAAUGAUAUCACUAUUCUAUAUUUGAAUAAUGAACCCGUUGUAACGUGCAUGGAAUCACGUUUACUAUGAAAACUGAAUCAUAUUUGAUUUGAAUGAACCUUAUGAAUAAAUGGAAUUUACAUUGCA